Molecule: messenger RNA, 630 nt
Organism: Equus caballus (horse)
Lineage: Eukaryota; Metazoa; Chordata; Mammalia; Perissodactyla; Equidae
Product: cornifin
Source: RefSeq, a predicted model, not a curated record
UCCAGCCUGCUUUGAAGCAUGAGUUCCCAGCAGCAGAAGCAGCCCUGCGCCCCACCCCCCCAGACUCAGCAGCAUCAGGUGAAACAGCCCUGCCAGCCUCCACCACAGGAAACAUGCGCCCCCAAAACCAAGGAGCCAUGCCACACCAAGGUGCCAGAGCCCUGCCACACCAAGGUUCCAGAGCCCUGCCACACCAAGGUGCCAGAGACCUGCCACACCAAGGUUCCUGAGCCCUGCCACACCAAGGUGCCAGAGCCCUGCCACACCAAGGUUCCGGAGCCGUGUCCCUCAAAGGUCGUUCUGGAGCCAGCCCAGCAGAAGACCAAGCAGAAGUGAUGUGGUCCACAACCAAACCCUUGAGAAGCCGACCACCAGACGCUGAUUCUCCUCCCCCAUUCUGCUUAUGCAUCCCAUUUACAGUCAGCAUGAUGUCACUCUGAGUCCUAACCCCUCCCUCUUUUCACCCUCUAAAAAGAUGUCCCUCACACUUACUCCUGAGCCUCUGAAUAAGGCUGAAAGUCUCACUGGCCGAGCUAGUUUUCUAGCUUUUCAGGGCCCAUUGAAGAGGGAUUUAGGGGGAAUCAAGUGAAUUUUCCCUGCUCUGCCCCCAUUAAAUCACUUUUAACUCCA